Pseudonaja textilis is the source of this 490-nucleotide messenger RNA. NCBI's taxonomy places the organism in Eukaryota, Metazoa, Chordata, Lepidosauria, Squamata, Elapidae. The record is from RefSeq and is a predicted model, not a curated record.
UCCGAUUCCUUCCCCCGCUUGCCGGGCACCGCCUGCGCCAAGCGAAGCGCGGCAGAUGUUGCCUCUCUCUCUCUCUGUGGCGUAGAUCCAAGCGUGCUCCACACUGUCCUGGACGGCCACACAGAUGCCGUCUGGAGUCUGGCGUUCAGCCUCGCCAGGAAUCGCUUGGCUUCCUGCUCGGCCGACGGCACCGUGAGGAUAUGGGACCCCUGCAGCGGCUCCUGUCUUAGCACCUACAACGGGGACAGCGAAAAUGGCACCCCGACCUCCGUCGCCUUCUCCAGCACCGAUGCCACGCGGGUGGUGGCAGCCUUCCAGACGGGCAGAGCGGUACUCUACGAUGCGGAGGCCUCCUGCCCCAUCCUGACCUUCGAGGGCAGACCUGCCGGAGGAGCCAGUCAGAUCAACCAAGUGGUGAGUCACCCCACCCAGCCUGUCACCAUCACGGCGCACGAUGACCGAGGGAUUCGUUUCCUAGACAAUCGGACAG